Molecule: messenger RNA, 3674 nt
Organism: Brassica napus (rape)
Lineage: Eukaryota; Viridiplantae; Streptophyta; Magnoliopsida; Brassicales; Brassicaceae
Exons: 4
Coding region: 514-3066 (850 amino acids)
Biological process (GO): signal transduction
Molecular function (GO): ADP binding
Source: RefSeq, a predicted model, not a curated record
AAAACAAAAAAGGAUAAGGGCAGGUGAACGAUAAUUGGCGGAUUCGAAAUUAGCCAAGAACAAACGUUGACGAAGAAGAUGUUACUCUCUAAAACUUUCAAUAUGAUGUUCCUAAACUCAUUUCCCCCAAAACUUCCGAAUUCGUCUCUGGAAACAAAAUUUCUGAGAAAUUCAACCAUGGCGAUCUAAGUUACAACUUCCUCAAGUGUUCGUCAGUUUUUGAUGAACCGAUCUGCGCCUCAGCUUUGUCGUUCACCUCGAUAAAGGUCGACCGAAACCGCCUGAGUAAUGGGUUUUCCAGCUCAGAUCUCUCCUUUUCCCUUCAGCAAUUUUCCCAAGCGUGCAAGCUAAUUCUUCUCCUAUCAAUAACUCAACUAAAAUCGCAUUUUCAUUUGCCUCUCUCUUCUGCUGGUGGUGACCUAAGUGUCUCGAUUACUUCUGAAUUCUAUUUCCUACUUCUUGCUCUCUGAUUAGGGAUGUCACAAGCAUAAACUAGAAAAAGAAAGAAGAAAAAUGAUGGGAAAUAAUUCUAGGAACAAGUUGGAAAAUGAUGAAUCAUCUGGCUCACCUUUACAGAUCAACCUAAACCCAGCUUACAAAGAGCACUUGACCUCGUACCAAAGAGCUUGUAGUGAAGACCCAACGCUCCAAUCUUUUGACUCGGCGCUUCGGGAACGAACUAACCGAGUCAUCAACAAGCUUGUAUCAGACGUAGAGUUGGAAUCUUUGUCGUUUGAUUCGCUCAGAGAAGUGAUACAAUGUCUAUUUAAUAUGAAUCAGGACGUGCUCAAAGUUAUAUUGCACUACAAAGAGGAUAUAUGGAAGGAUCAAGACUUGUAUUCUUUUGUGAAUAUGUAUUUGCAAAGCAUUGAAACGACUCAGAGUUUCUGCUCCGAGCUCGGGAAUUGUCUCAACUGCGCGAGGCAAAGGCAGGAGAUUAUUCAGUUUGCUGUUGAGCAGUUUGAGGAGAUACCACUGAAUCGGAAUAACGUGAAGGAGAAGUACGAGAAGACGCUUGGGGAGCUUAAGAGGUUUAAAUCAGCAAGGGAUCCGUUUGCGGAAGGAUUCUUUUAUUAUUUCAGUUCCAUAACCCGACGUCAUAUUAUGAUGCUUGAGGAACUUCAUACGCUGAAGAAAAAUCUCGUUAAGAAUAUCAAAUUAUGGCGAAUAGUAUCCAACAUGGUGUUUGUGACUGGGUUUAUCGCUGUGCUUAUCUUCCGGGCUGUGGCUGCACCGCCGGUUGUGGCUGCUAUUGCUGAUGCAUUGGCUGUUCCUGUGGGGUCUGCUGGGGAAUGGUGCAACUCUCUGUGGACGAAAUUUGAGAACGUGGUUAGAGGGCAGAAGCAGAUUACUACAUGGAGUUGGGUUGAGGCUUGUUAUAUAUCGGUUAAAGAGAUGGAUAACAUAAGUGUUCUUUUGAGUAAAUUGGAAGUAGAGAUUGAAUAUUUGUUGAAGAAAGCUGAGUUUUCUGUUACCAAGCAGAAAGUGGUGAGGCUUGCAAUAGAUGAGAUUGAGGAAGGGGUCAUUGUGUUUACUGAAACCAUUGAAGAAUUCAGGGUACGUGCGGAUAAGUAUUGUAGGAAUAUGACAACAGCGAGAGCGGUGAUUCUGCAUAUGAGUAUCGGAAUCGGAUACCCGUCUGGUUCAGCGAAAGAAGAAGGUACCAGUGGUAUGGUCGACUUUAUCUGGGAUAUAAAUCCAAACGAAACUGAAGCAAAUUCAAGCAGAGAUGACGAUGUGAAUCCCAGAAAGGAUGACAAUUUCAUUGACUAUGAAGGAAACUGUUUUGUGGCCUUUAAUUUACAGAAGAAUUAUGUUGAGAACAAGAGAGCUGAACCAGUCGUUGGUGAAAAGAAGCAAGAAAAUGUAACUGAAAGCUCUACCAUGGCGAAGCCCUUGCCAGAGCAUAAAAUGUUCAUCAAUUUCUGGGGAGACGACCUGCGUCAUGGCUUUGUUGGGGACCUCGUCAAGGCCUUGAAAAAGGAUGGAGUCUAUAUAGAUGUAGAUGAGUUGCCGCGUGGAGAUCUUACAGAACUUCUUGUGAAUGGGAUUAAGGAGUCGAGGAUCGCACUCGUAAUCUUCUCAAGCGGGUACGCAGAAUCAAGUUGGUGCUUAAACGAGCUGCUGAAGAUCAAAGAACUUAUGGAAAGAGGGAAACUACUAGUCAUUCCAAUCUUCUACAAAGUGGAGCUAUGGGAGGUUACACAACUAAAGGGUGAUUUCGGGGUUAAAUUUUGGAAUUUGUGGCGUAUUAAUCGGGAUAGCCAUAUCGUUAGCUGGAAGGAAGCUUUGGAGUCUGUUGCGUCCAUGGAGGGGAUCUAUUUGAAGGAGCACAGUUCUGAGACUGAGUUCAUCACUUUUGCCGUCAAUGAAGUCCUAAAGAGAGUUUCUCUGUGGGAAGGAGAAAAUCCAUCUCUCUUUCCUUCGACAGAGAGAGGAAAAAGUACUGGAUUGCCCCUAGGGACAGGUGAAAAGCAUAAAACUUAUCAGAACAAACAGCACCUCUUUGGAAUGGAACAUCACAUGGAGCAAUUGGAGAAGAAGUUAGAGUUUGACUGCAACGAAACUCGCAUUAUUGGAGUUGUUGGAAUGCCUGGUAUUGGUAAAACCACUCUCGCAGUGAUGCUGCACGAGAAGUGGAACAGCCAGUUUAUACGCUGUGUGCCUCUUCUAAAUAUCCGUAAGAAGUCAAACGACUAUGGACCAGUGUGGCUGCGAAAGACUCUUCUGGAAGUUUUACUAGAGGGAAAGUUUCCAUUGAUAAGUGACAAGACAACGCAUGAAUCUGUGAAGGAUAUAUUGCUUCAUACUAAAGUUUUUGUUGUUCUUGAUGACUUGAGUGACAAGAAACAAUUAGAGUUUCUUCUCGGCAACCUUGGUUGGAUUAAGAAGGGAAGCAAGAUUGUUAUUUCAACAUGUGACAAGUCAUUGCUUGAUGGAUGUGCUCAUGAUACUUAUGUAGUACCGGUAUUGAAUGAUAGAGAGGCCUUAUCAGCUCUUUCAGAUACUAAUGAAAAACUGGUUGUGUUCAGAAACAACUGCCGUAAGUUAAGAGAAGUCGUAUAGGAGAAGUACUAAUUCUGCAAUCCCGAAGAUAAGAAAAAAAAGGAAACGAGAAUAGAGUUUCUGUACAUCAAGUCAAAGGUGCAACACUUCUUCUCUUUCAAAAUUUUACAUGGUUUCUCUUGAAAUCUAGGAACUCUCAAACCAUGAAUCUUCAACCUAGGGACCCCAAACAAUCCAACUAGACCAUUCUAAAGUCUAAACACAUGACGCAUCGCUUAUUUUAUUUGGAUCUUUGACUAACUUGUGGAUGUUUGAUGUUGCAUGAUAAAGCCUCCUUUAUCCUGAUUCUAACAUUCUUUUGUGAUACAGCAGAAGCAGUACUCUUGCAAACAUAUCAAAGGAGCAAGAAAAGUAAAAAAAAAAAACACCAACAAGGAGUUGGCCAAGCUAAAACUCUUGGAUCACCUAGUAGUGGGGUCUAAGGGCCAUAGUGUCGAUUCCCAUUGGGAGGGAUCUACUUUCCUAAUGAGAGUAAUUUAACAUGGACCUCAGCCAACACGAUAAUGUGCACACAGUAGUUCGCUGACCAGAUACUUCAUUGGUCAGUUUUUUCUACCAUGUCUAUAUUGUAGCAGAGGAGCAUAGCAGAAUUUAACAUUCACUAUACG